GUCCCCCGGCGGUAGCCCCACCACUACCGGGGACCACCGCGUCACCGGUUGGAUGCAUGCUGCCACAGACGCAAUAGUCCUGUGGUGGGCUGGCUCUUAUUCAAUAAAGUGGUUUUACUUCCCCGAAUCCCUCGCAGCUCCUGUUUCUACUUGUUUUGUCAUUAUCUGUUUUGGUGGGCUCUCAUUGUCAUCCAUCAUCUUUUGAGUUGAAACUUAAUCAAGCAGCAUCACUAUAGUUCCCUUUUCAAUUCAGCUUGGAAGGCCGCCGCCUGUACGACCAUCAUCUGCAGCAGCGCUUAUUCCCUCUUUUCCCCCUCAAUUUGGGACAGCAGAGCGUCUGUUCGAAUCCGAAAUAUUUCGACUGUAUUACAAUUACCUCAUAUUAAUCAAAAUGGGAUCUAUACAACUCCCACAUAUCUCCAAACUCCAUGCAGCAACGGAUUUGGAUCAAACAGCUGUGCUAGAUGCUCUUUUCGAACCGAGCCCCGAAAUUCAUAGCACAUUAUUACCCGUCAUACGAACUGCUGAAUAUUCCACCUAUUUUCAGCUGAUAGACGCAUGCCAGAUCCGCUUUCUUUCUCUUGCUGCUGCGUCGACCGUUGAAAGCCCGGACAAAACGCUGUUGUCAAUCCUGGGGUCGCAUCCCCGACUGGGUGCUAAAAAGGUCGAGUCGGCGCAAUCGGUUGCAGAACAGGCCAAGCUAGGCGGUGAGAGUGAGGAAUUGACAAAGUUGAAUGAACUCUAUGAGGAGACUUUUCCUGGACUGCGUUAUGUCGUUUUUGUCAAUGGUCGGGGGCGGCCGGAGAUUAUGCAAGACAUGAGAGCGCGCAUAGCCAGGAAAGAUUACACCAUGGAAGUGGCUGCGGCAUUGCAGGCUAUGUGUGACAUUGCCAAAGAUAGAGCCAACAAAUUACCCAUUCAGCAACUGUAGUCGUAGCCAGCGGCAUUCCCCGAAUUCGGCGUCCUGGCGGUUUACAAGAGUAUCAAGAACAAAUUUGGCUACUUUUUUAGGAAAUAUUUCACUACUUAUUAUAAUGAAAUUCCUUAGGUCUAUACUAUUUCGAAGCCUGUAUUGUGCAACGUGUUAAAGCUCCUG
Molecule: messenger RNA, 1096 nt
Organism: [Torrubiella] hemipterigena
Lineage: Eukaryota; Fungi; Ascomycota; Sordariomycetes; Hypocreales; Clavicipitaceae
Source: the annotation of a GenBank genome assembly